Molecule: messenger RNA, 714 nt
Organism: Cutaneotrichosporon cavernicola
Lineage: Eukaryota; Fungi; Basidiomycota; Tremellomycetes; Trichosporonales; Trichosporonaceae
Gene: BET1
Exons: 4
Coding region: 1-714 (237 amino acids)
Biological process (GO): endoplasmic reticulum to Golgi vesicle-mediated transport
Source: RefSeq, a predicted model, not a curated record
AUGAGCGGCCUCACCCGCGUCAACCAACAACGCUUAUCCGAGCGUUCAUCCCACGCCUCCCGCACGGGCACACCUAGCGCGCCGUCGUUUGGUCCAGGAUCGGGAUAUGGCCCCGGUUCCGGCUUGGCGGCUGGGCCUGCGGGGUACGGCUCUGGUCCAGGAUCUGGGUUGGGGUACGGCUCUGGUCCAGGAUCUGGGUUGGGGUACGGCUCUGGUCCAGGAUCUGGGUUGGGGUACGGUUCUGGGCCGGGAAGUGGCGUCGGCGGGCGCGGCUCGCCCUUCCCCGUCGGAGGGCGUGGCUCUCCCUUGCCACGCCCUGGGUCUGGGGCGAGCGGCGCAUCGCAAUACUCUGAAAGCCCAUUCGGCGGGGGCAUGAAAUCGAAUUCCAACUCGAUGGGAGGGCAAGCUGGGCCAAGCUUUGGCGCGUAUGGGAGCGAACUGGAACAGCAUAAUGAUGAUUUGCUUAGUGGGCUGUUGGGCAAGGUCAACACGUUGAAGGAUCUCACAAAGGGGAUCGGCAAGGAAGUGCGCGAUGGCAACCUCGAACUCUCUGGCAUGAACGACACGUUUGGGUCGACGGGCAAUAUGCUGAGCGGGACGUUUCGGCGCAUGACCAAGAUGGCGCGGAGGCAGGGAUCCAACUGGUGCUACUUUAUGGGGUUCCUGGUGCUCGUGCUGUGGAUCUUUAUCAUUGUGUGGUGGUUGCGGAGGUGA